AUGAAGUGUCUUACUCCUCUCGUCUGCCUUUUGGCACCCCUCUCCGUCAUUGCCGCUCCUCUGGAGCUGGAGGAGAGACAGGCCGCGCAGAGCAUUGACAAGCUCAUCAAGGCCAAGGGCAAGGCCUACUACGGUACCUGUUCGGACCAGAACCGCCUGACGACCGGCAAGAGCGCCGACAUCAUCAAGGCCAACUUUGGCCAGGUGACGCCCGAGAACUCGAUGAAAUGGGACCAGAUCCAGCCCCAGCGCGGCCAGUACAACUGGGGCAACGCGGACUACCUCGUCAACUUUGCCCAGCAGAACGGCAAGCUCGUGCGCGGCCACACCCUGGUCUGGCACUCUCAGCUCGCCGGCUGGGUGAACAACGUCCGUGACCGCGCCGGUCUGACCAAGGUCAUUGAGGACCACGUCAAGGCCGUCAUGGGCCGAUACAAGGGCAAGAUUUACCACUGGGACGUCGUCAACGAGAUCUUCAACGAGGACGGUUCCCUGCGUUCGUCCGUCUUCUCCCAGGUCCUCGGCGAGGACUUCGUCGGCAUCGCCUUCCGUGCCGCGAGGGCCGCCGACCCCGCCGCCAAGUUGUACAUCAACGAUUACAACCUGGACCAGGCCAACUACGCCAAGACGCAGGCCAUGGCCCGCAAGGUCAAGGAGUGGAUCGGCAAGGGCAUCCCCAUCGACGGUAUCGGAAGCAGUAAGGUAGUGAUGGCUGACAAUUCCACAGGCUCCCAGGCCCAUCUCCAGGCCAACCAGGGCGGCAACGCUCUCGGCGCCCUCCAGGUCCUCGCCGGCAGCGGUGUCAAGGAGGUCGCCAUCACCGAGCUCGACAUCGUCGGCGCCAGCGCCAACGACUACACCGCCGUCACCCGUGCCUGUCUGCAGGUCCCGCAGUGCGUCGGUGUCACCGUCUGGGGUGUUCGCGACCCCGACAGCUGGAGGGCGCAGAACAACCCGUUGCUGUUCGACGCCAACUUCAACCCCAAGCCGGCUUACAACGCCGUCGUCCAGGCUUUGCAGUAG
Molecule: messenger RNA, 1023 nt
Organism: Colletotrichum truncatum
Lineage: Eukaryota; Fungi; Ascomycota; Sordariomycetes; Glomerellales; Glomerellaceae
Product: endo-1,4-beta-xylanase
Biological process (GO): carbohydrate metabolic process
Molecular function (GO): hydrolase activity, hydrolyzing O-glycosyl compounds
Source: RefSeq, a predicted model, not a curated record